Molecule: messenger RNA, 1239 nt
Organism: Styela clava
Lineage: Eukaryota; Metazoa; Chordata; Ascidiacea; Stolidobranchia; Styelidae
Product: superoxide dismutase [Cu-Zn]-like
Biological process (GO): superoxide metabolic process
Molecular function (GO): copper ion binding
Source: RefSeq, a predicted model, not a curated record
UAUCGCAGAAUAAAUAUCUAUUCAAACAAAAAUAAUGGCUUCUCCCAAAACAGCAGUUUGCAUUCUGGAAGGAAGUACUGAAGGUGUCGAAGGCAUCAUCAAUUUCAAAGAUAUGGGUGAUGGUACGUGCUCCAUCAAAGGUGAAAUUACAGGACUGAAAACUGGCCAGCAUGGGUUUCAUGUUCAUCAAUAUGGAGAUUACACUAAUGGUUGCACCAGUACAGGAGGUCAUUUCAAUCCGUAUAAUAAGGAGCACGGUGGUCCUGAUGACACAGAGCGUCAUGUUGGAGAUCUUGGCAAUAUAAUGGUUGAUGAAAGUGGGAAAGCCACAAUCGAUAUUACUGAUAAGCAAGUUAAACUGGAUGGUGAAUUUUCUGUUGUUGGCAGGGCAAUAGUUGUUCAUGCGGAUGUAGAUGAUCUGGGCCGUGGUGGUUUCCCUGAUAGCAAAACAACGGGUCAUGCAGGAGGACGACUGGCUUGUGGUGUAAUUGGACUUUCUCCAGCCAAAUGACUAAUGAGUAAAUCGUCAUUAUGAGCAGUGGUGUCUUGGAAUAUGUAAUCAUGUUUUAUUGUCUGUCUGUUUAUUUGGUUUAUUGUUUCCAAAAGUACAGACUUUUUGUCUAAUUUCGUCCUGAUAAUGAAUCCAACAAUUUUUAUUUUUGCGUAAGUUGGGAUAUUGUUUUCUGUUGUGGAACAUAAAAGUGAAAACUCGAAAGUAAUUGAUAAUAAUGUUUAUUAUAUUUGGUUUAUUAUUUUUAGGUUUUCAAUCUUGUUGGUACAGUUGUGCUUGAAGUUAAAAACAUGAAGAUCAAUGUUUUUUAGUGGUUUUUAUGUUUUGAUCUGUAUUCCUUAGAAAUUAUUCUUGCGAGUAUUGCCCAAUUAAAUCAACAAAUUAAGACAAAAUCAUUAUUAACAACCUAUAUGUUGUAUUACAUAAAUUUUCAUGACAUUUUUUUAAAUUUUUUCUUCAUCCAAAACAUGUUCCAGAAACCUUGUUUACUGCUCCAAUAAACAAUUUUGUUCCCGAAGUUUUCUCAUGAAUGGCCAAUACGUGUUCUCUCUACAAUCAUUGUUUUGUUUGUGCUUUUUUGUGAUAUAGAUCAACCAAUAAUGAUUUUGUGUUUUAUUGUUUUUUAACUGAAAAAAGUUUUGAAAUAAUGCAAACUUAGUUCAAGUCUAUGUAAAGUUCUUUUCGGCAAUAUUACAACAUUUCAUUCGUGUAUAUUUGUGAAUUUCAGA